ACAACUGUACUAUUAUCAAAAUGUUCAAACUUGUGUUGAUCUGCGCUGUUAUCGGCAUGGCUGCCGCCGUGGGAAUUGUUCCUAGCGAUGAUUUGAAGGCCGAAGUGCUGAUCCAAAAGGAGGAUGUGCGUGCAGAUGGAUUUGAAGCCGUGUUGGAGACAAGCAACUCCAUCAAUCGGAAGGAGAGCGGCGAUGAGAAGGGCAAUAUCCAAGGCGUCUUCAGCUGGGUCUCCCCCGAGGGCGAGAAGAUCGAAGUGAGCUAUGUGGCCGAUGAGAAUGGAUACCAGCCCAAGAGCGAUUCUCUGCCCACUCCUCCCCCAAUCCCAGAUGAAAUUCAGCGUGCUCUGAAAUGGAUUGCUGCCAACCCACCCGCACCUGGUAGCAAAAUCUAAAGCUAAAGCAAAAACUGAAAUGAUUGAUCUGAUCCUGCAAUAGACAUCUAUCGAGUAUAGUAUAAGAAUGUAUAUAUUAUACAGAUAUGUCGAAAAA
Molecule: messenger RNA, 489 nt
Organism: Drosophila navojoa
Lineage: Eukaryota; Metazoa; Arthropoda; Insecta; Diptera; Drosophilidae
Product: larval cuticle protein 2
Cellular component (GO): chitin-based extracellular matrix
Molecular function (GO): structural constituent of chitin-based larval cuticle
Source: RefSeq, a predicted model, not a curated record